Messenger RNA from Calliphora vicina (urban bluebottle blowfly), 632 nucleotides. Its product is annotated as rhodanese domain-containing protein CG4456. Bases 98 to 514 code for a protein of 138 amino acids. The transcript is spliced from 3 exons. The record is from RefSeq and is a predicted model, not a curated record. NCBI's taxonomy places the organism in Eukaryota, Metazoa, Arthropoda, Insecta, Diptera, Calliphoridae.
UACAGAUUGGCAACACGGAUUGUUGUAGACUACACGAAUACAGCAGUAUUUUGGUUUAUAUUUUUUAAAUAAAUCUUCUAAACUAUUUUUUUAAAAUAUGAGACAUUUCGUUACUUUGUGCUUUGUUAUUUUUGCCGUUUUUCAAAUUGUGUUAGCGGACAAAGAAAAUGAAGAUUUCGCUUCGUAUGAGGAGGUAAAGGAUAUACCGAAUCAUCCUGAAAAAUAUUUGAUUGAGGUUAGAAGUAAGGACUUGGUGGAAAAGGAUGGUUCUAUACCCGGCAGCAUUAAUAUACCGUUUAAUGAAUUGGAGGAAGCUUUAAUGUUGAGUGAUGCUGAGUUUGUCUCAAAAUUUGGUGCUGAAAAACCUCCCAAGGAUGCUGUGGUCAUAUUUACAUGCCUAGGUGGUCAAUAUGCUCAAAUGGGUGCUGAUUUGGCUAAAAAGAAUGGCUGGCAAAGAGCUAAACCUUAUUUGGGAUCAUGGUUGGAAUGGUCUAAAAGAGAAGGUUUACAAUAAACAAAGGAUUCUGGAAUACAACAACCAUUUAAUGAACUACGAAAAAUAAAUACAAAUAAUGGAAUAAAUGAGUUUAUGUACAUGUGUAUGAUUUAAUUAAUAACUGAAAGCAAUUGCA